Messenger RNA from Fomitopsis serialis, 1919 nucleotides. RefSeq lists its product as uncharacterized. Lineage: Eukaryota; Fungi; Basidiomycota; Agaricomycetes; Polyporales; Fomitopsidaceae. Bases 321 to 1919 code for a protein of 532 amino acids. The transcript has 5 exons. The record is from RefSeq and is a predicted model, not a curated record.
AAGAAGAGCCCAUGUAAACACUGUGCAUACUAAGUGGAGUAUCUCAUCCUAAAGGAUAUUCGUCGGAAUUUGGACAACCGGACUGGAUCGUCUCUAGCCAUUGCACAGGCGCCCAAGCCCGUGCCCGGUGGCCCCGGGCCAGCCGCUGUGCUUCCUCAGAAUCCUCUUCCUCACACUGAGCCUCAGAGACGCAACGUCUGACUUGCGGGAAAUUCGUAUUGUCUGGCUGAGUUUACGAGACCAUUAUAAGCCUCAACAACCGUACUACUUAGUAGUUCACACAGGGACCAGUCAUUGCGUGCUGGCAGCGAUAGUUCAAGAUGCUAGCAAGUGUCAAGGAGAAGGCCAUGAAGGCCAAAGACUACAGCGUCGACAAGGCCACGCACACUCGGGACCACAUGGUUAGCCAGCCAAGCAAGAAGAUCAACUGGGACCCAAACCACAAGAAGCCACCCCCGCCGCCUGUUAUGAAGCCAAAGAAUAGUGAUCUCUACGCGCCUCCUCCGUCCAGGACAUCUUCUACCACGAGUAGUGCCAGGAACACGCCUUCCAGUCCGAGUCCGCCCAGCGCUCCAGGACCACCACCUCUGAUCCGCAGAGAUUCGCGCCCUGACAGUGUCUCUCCGCCUCCUGCUCCGCCUCCGAUCUGUAGGCAAACGCGCCCGGACAGUAUAUCUCCUCCCCUUCCACCACCUCCAGUCCGAUCAGUCUCGAUCACAAGGUCUUUAGAGACGAUCGAAGAUGAGAAGAUUGACUGGACAAACUUGUCGCCGGAGGACAAACAAGUCUUCUUCAGCUGGCUGGACGAGUUCUUCGCGAGGUACCUCAACUUGCCUGUACCUCCACGAAGCGUGGAGGGAACUAAGAAGAUCGUCAAGGAACCUGCUACUCCACUGACCUUGGCUGCGCCUGCACCUAGAACGCCAUCCAGUGUCGCAGCGACUCCGUGUUCAUUUGUAGUACAAGACUUCAUUAUGUCCUACCCUCCAUCGACGCAGUACGGCUCAGCCGCACUUGACGUAGCCAUGCACUUUUCGCCGUCUGCUCACUGGGACGACGAGUGGUAUAAGAGCUCCAACAUGGGAUUCGUACCGGGUCUGAAGGGGAGGUCCGACACGCGGCAAGUCGCCACAAUCACCCAGCCGGACCCCUACACAGCCGUCUUCCACGGCAGCGCUCUCUUCGCCGAUCUCAGCAUAGUGUGGUUCUCCGUUUCGUACCCGCUCGCCAGCGAAAGCGACCCCAACGACACCCGCACCGUGCGCCGCGAAGCGCGUUAUCUGCCACGCCCCUCGCCCAUGGACCGCGGCGCCCUUGUCGAAGCAAGUGAAACGUACGGCGAGACCAUCGCGUCGUUCGCUGAGAGCUUCGUGGACGCAGGCGAGUACUGUGCACGGGGCGAGUGCUGGGAUCUCGCUGCGAAGGCCAUCGAGUGCUUCGAGCAGUACGACUACGUGCCUCCGCCUAUCCCAAGCACACUGCGCACGCACGGACAUCUCAUAUUUGAAGGGAAGGCGAUGGGGAAGGGCAACCAGGUCGGGCGCUGGCGCGGCGGGGACGAUCGCGUACGCCGGGGUGACAUCGUCGAAUGGCGCAAGGUGCGCUUCGUCAUGUCCACUGGCAGGAUGACGCAGACGAAGAUGCUGGGAAACCCGGACCACACCGCGGUCAUCGUGAGCGACGCAGUCCCGUCCGUGCAGGUGUCGGAUGGGCAGUCUUUGAAGCCGGCCGACCUGGGCACGCUGGAGGUGGUUGACCAGAGUGUAAGCACGGGCAUCAAGCCGAAGCUUGACAAGUGCGUCAUGAGCGGGUUCGAGGAAGGGGAGGUGUGGAUUUACCGGCCGGUGAGUAUGCAGGCGUACAUCGGUUGUGCAUUGCAGGCCGAAUGUCCGGAGGGAAUCAACGCACUCAGGGUGUGA